GCUCUUUGUGCAGCUUUUCUAUAGAAAUUUAUCAGGGUGCCUUUUUUUGUUCCAAACUUGUAUCUGGAUUGUGGGUAGUCUCUUUUUUAAUCCCCAACUCUCCUUUGUGUGUCCAUGUGAAAGCGUGAUUGGUGAAGCUUUUGGAUGGUAGGUUUUGUUUGUUUGUGCCUUUGGAUAAGUGCACGUUAAGAAGAAGGUACUCCUUGUAACGGGUUCAAGGAAGUUAGAGUGCAAUUAUUUCUUUCUGACUGGUGUGCUCAUCUUUGUGUUGGAUUUCUGGCAUACUUCGUAACAUUGGUCACUUUGGUUUUUCUGAUUUCGGGGGUUCAGCGAUUGUAUCUUAGACUCCAAGCAUGAAGGAUAAGAUCUGGACAUUGCUCUUUUUGUGGAGCCUCGUGGGCUUUAUAGGUUCCACAGAGGUGAGGGUGUCGGGAGAACAACUACUCUAAAAAAUUGCCAUUCAUAAGGCUAUGCUUGCUCUAGAUGAGUCUGCUCACAUUGAAGCAUCCCCUCUUGUUCUUGGCUUGAAGGGAGAAAAUAUGGAAUGGGUAACGUUGAAGUUUAGUUAUCCUAACACAUCAGGUGAUGAUUGGAUAGAAGUUUUUUCUCCUUCGAAUUUCAGUGCUGCAAUUUGUGAACCUGAAAACAAGAGAGAUCAGGCUCCGUUAUUAUGUACUGCACCUAUUAAGUAUCAAUAUGCAAACUACUCAAAUCCAAGCUACACAAAUACAGGGAAAGGGGUUUUGAAACUUCUACCGAUCAACCAGAGGGCUGACUUUUCUUUUGCAUUAUUCUCAGGAGGUAUGUCAAAACCGAAGCUGAUUGCAGUCUCAAAUACAAUUACUUUUGCAAAUCCAAAAGCUCCUGUUUAUCCAUGCCUAGCUCAAGGGAAGUCCUGGAAUGAAAUGACAGUUACAUGGACUAGUGGGUAUGAUAUUCAUGAAGCUGAACCUUUUGUUUCGUGGGGUCCAAAAGGAGGACCAAAGACUCAAUCUCCUGCUGGAACUUUGACUUUCAAUCGUAACAACAUGUGUGGUUCCCCUGCAUGGACAGUGGGAUGGCGUGAUCCUGGUUAUAUUCAUACAAGCUUUCUGAAAGAUCUAUGGCCUAACUCAAUACACACCUACCGUCUGGGUCACAGAUUAUUUGACAACUCAUACAUUUGGAGCUAAGCUUACCAUUUUAGAGCAUCUCCUUAUCCUGGACAGGAAUCUGUGCAUCGUGUUAUAAUUUUUGGGGACAUGAGAAAGGCAGAACGUGAUGGUUCCAAUGAAUACAGCAAUUACCAGCCCGGUUCUUUGAACACUACUGAUCAGCUUAUCAAGGACUUGAGAAAUAUUGAUAUAGUCUUCCAUAUCGGUGAUCUAUCUUAUGCUAAUGGGUACUUGUCACAAUGGGAUCAGUUCACCUCCCAGAUAGAGCCAAUUGCUUCAACUGUACCAUACAUGGUUGCAAGUGGAAACCCUGAACGCGAUUGGCCAGGUACUGGGUCCUUUUACGCCAACAUGGACUCAGGUGGGGAGUGUGGUGUGUUGGCUGAAACCAUGUUUUAUGCGCCUGCAGAGAACAGAGCUAAAUUCUGGUAUUCAACCGACUAUGGCAUGUUUCAUUUCUGUGUCGCUGAUAAACAUGACUGGAGACCAGGCACUGAGCAAUACAAUUUAUUGAAAUUUAUUGAACACUGUUUAGCAACAGCUGAUAGGCAAAAACAGCCAUGGCUCAUCUUUGUGGCUCAUCGAGUUCUGGGAUAUUCCUCUAACUCAUGGUAUGCUCAAGAAGGAUCUUUUGAGGAGCCUAUGGGGAGAGAGAGCCUACAGGGGCUGUGGCAAAAGUACAAGGUUGACCUUGCUUUUUAUGGUCAUGUACACAAUUAUGAAAGGACAUGUCCUAUCUACGAGAGCAUAUGCAUGAGCUCCGAAAAAUCCCACUAUACAGGACCGCUUAAUGGAACAAUCCAUGUAGUUGUUGGUGGUGGAGGUGCCCACCUCUCUGACUCCACAACCCUUCAGACAAGCUGGAGUCUCUACAAAGAUUAUGACUUCGGGUUUGUAAAGCUCACAGCAUUCAACCAUUCGUCUCUGCUCUUUGAGUAUAAGAAGAGCAGAGAUGGUAAAGUUUAUGAUUCCUUCACAAUUGACAGGGAUUACCGAGAUAUCCUCACCUGCACAGUCGAUAGUUGCCCAAGAACAACGAUGGCUUCUUAGUUCCAGUGGUCUGAUUCUUCAAUUAUUUUAUUGAAAUAUUGAUGGUUGCUGCAACCUGCAGAUCCCUUUGUAUAUUGACCUAGACGGUGGUGAAUCUGCUUCAUCGAAAUAAAUGCAUAGUGAACUUCUCCUA
Nymphaea colorata (pocket water lily) is the source of this 2337-nucleotide messenger RNA. RefSeq names its product probable inactive purple acid phosphatase 1. The record is from RefSeq and is a predicted model, not a curated record. NCBI's taxonomy places the organism in Eukaryota, Viridiplantae, Streptophyta, Magnoliopsida, Nymphaeales, Nymphaeaceae. Gene Ontology annotation, molecular function: metal ion binding; acid phosphatase activity.